AUGCCCUGGCGUCACCCCACCCUCCGCGCCCAGCAGGUGGCGCCCAAGGGGUUCCCUGGCGAGGGGGCGCGCCGAAGGAGAGACCUGGGGCUGCCGGGGCCGCCGCCUCCGCGUGACCUCCGAUCCGUGCCUGGCGCGUGGAGAUCUCGGGGCUCGAGGGCCUCGAGGGGCAGCCCCGAGUGGUGGCCGGCCUCCAGUGGCGAGUCCUCGCACACAGAGCCAGGGGUGGAUGUCUGGCGUCCCGGGCUGCGCCUGCCCCCUCUGCCCGCCAUGAGCCCGCGGGCGGCGCGGAGCAGGACGGGGCUGAGGUCGCUGCUGCUGUCGCCCCCGCACCCCAGGCCUGAAGAGUGCGAGGACUCCUGGAGGGGCUCGGCCAGGAAGACCUCGGGCUCCUUGGGCUCCCUCAUAGGAGAGUUCCUCCCUCGAAAGUUCCGGGAGUUCCUGAGCCAGCUCGGUGCGGAGUGGGUUGAGCAGCCGCCGCCGCCGACAUCCUCAGAAGCGCCAUAUCCUCGGUGCGUGUCCGAGUGCUGGGGAGGGUACUCUCCUCCGAGCCCAGACUGCUCCUUCCUCCCAGACCUGCGGGGCCGGUCAUUGAACUUCCAGAAUAGUCUUAAGAAGAGUUCGCUUGAUCAGAUACCUACCCUGGGGCUGCUGAGGAGGGAUCGAGAAGCCACCAAGGUCAAAAAGGCCGACAGGCCCCACGGUCUCCAGGUGCCCAAGCUCAAGGCUGAGCUCACCCACAGCUCCUCGGAGGAAGGCUCCGGGCACCACAGGCGGUGCAGUCCCUUCCGAGUGCGGUUCGCUGACGAGACCGUAUGGGACACGGCGUUCCGCUACUGGGAGCGCAGCCGUGCACUCCAGCAGGGCAUCACCGGGACCAGGCCAGCCACCCCGUCGGAGGCGGCAUUGGAGCGUGCAUUUGGGAGCGUCGGGAGAUGGGUGGAGAGUUUGCCCAGUGGAGCCCUGGACUUCCAGGCCAAGGAGGAGGCCGCGGCCAGCUCCCUGUUCAGCUGGGACAGCCCCAGCCUGCCCAUCCCGGAGCUGGAAGACUACCUCUUUGAGGACACCUCUAUGAACAGCAGCCUGCCCUACAUCCCCAGGGCCAGCACCCAGCGGCAGCAGAGAGACCACAAAAGCUUUCUGGGUGCCCACAGCAUUCUCAACCCGGUGGGCAAACCGCCCUGCUCCUGGAGCCAGAAACUGGAGUCCUUCCUGCCCAGCCUGGAGCUGCACAGGUUCCUGAACCGAGGCCGCCCAAAGGGGUACCAGCUCCUGCUGCCCUCAGUGACACGGCAGCAGGCUCAGCGAUGAAAGGCUUCCGGAGCUGAGCCCGGGUGUGUACGCGUGCCGGGGGUGAGGACAGGCCGGCCUUAGCCCACAAAUAAAUGUGCAUCCCAGGUGCCUGGAACCUGU
Molecule: messenger RNA, 1413 nt
Organism: Phyllostomus hastatus (greater spear-nosed bat)
Lineage: Eukaryota; Metazoa; Chordata; Mammalia; Chiroptera; Phyllostomidae
Gene: CUNH9orf50
Product: chromosome unknown C9orf50 homolog
Exons: 7
Coding region: 1-1311 (436 amino acids)
Source: RefSeq, a predicted model, not a curated record